Molecule: messenger RNA, 1554 nt
Organism: Neltuma alba
Lineage: Eukaryota; Viridiplantae; Streptophyta; Magnoliopsida; Fabales; Fabaceae
Source: RefSeq, a predicted model, not a curated record
CUGAGCCCCUUCAACACGUACCCACCCUUCAUUUACAAGUGUCACUUUCUCCUCCUACUUCUCUUCACUGUGCCCACUCCUCAUUGGCUAUCUCUCUCACUUCUCCACCACCAAUAUUCAUCCCCCUCUCCUUUUAUAACUCUUCUUCUUCUCCCCCAUUUUACGCCCUCUUCACUCAAGUUUUAAUUUUGCGCCUUCCCGGCAUCCUCAUCAAUUUGCUCCUCUCUUGUCUGUUAGAACAGAAGACUCUUCGCGGGCUUAAACAAAUCUAUCGCCAUGAUUAAGACUUUACAUCCCUAUUCCAACACUGCGAAAACUGCUGAAAUCAUGUCUCGGUAUAGGCCCAUAGCUCCGAAGCCUGAGACUCCGGGGAAUUCUGUGGCUGAUGGUUCCUCCCUUUGCCAAAAGAUCAAGCAGUCUCCUUACCUUAGGAAUCUCUGGCCACAGUUGCAGGCACGCCCUACCAGGACCCGAAAGAGAGGCCGAGCUUCUAUGCCACUACUGCCCUCUCUCAAGAGGCAGAAGACCCAAGUUUUGGGCUUUUGUUCGCCUUGCCAUGUAACCUCUCCUGCAAAGAACCUUUCUUUACAGAGUUUUACUCAUAGUCACAGCCUGCCUCAACUCCCUCCUCCUCCUCCUAACCAUGGGAUGCUUAACUCCGGCUGGGAAAAACCUUCCAAUAAUACUCCAAGUUUAGUGACACUUCCACUUCUUCCGUGUUCUCCACCGGAAACGGCCACAGUCAAGGGAGAAGAGACUAUCGAUUUGAACACUACAGCAGAAAUCCCAGAGGAAAAAGAUCUCUUGCAGCAAUUGCAGACGCCAGCUGUAAGCAUUGUUAUCGCACCUCGGCCAGUUCGCCCUCUUGGUUCUAGCAUAAGCGUCGGGUGCAUCAAUGAAGACCCUGGCCUGCCCCCAGCAUCUCGAGCCCCAAAAACACCAGAGGAGGUUGAACUAGAAGUUGAGUCUGAGGCCUUACCUGUUGUCAUAUCAGACUCAAACAACCAAGUUAGAAUGGCAAAUUCUGCUUACAAGGAGAUGGUGGGUCAGCCAGAGUGCCCUUGGCUCGACUCGAUGGUGACCGGUGAUGGAAGACUCCCAUGCCGCUCGUGCAAGAGGAUCAGUGGGGAGGUGACGCUGCGUCUUUGUGAUUCAAGCGUGCCAAUUUCGUCAAGCGGCUUUACUUGCUGGGUGAGGAUCGAAUGGAAACCAAACGAAAAAAUCAGCUCACUCAACGCUUUCUGUGACGUCCUCAGAUUAUCCUGUGAAUCCAGAGACUACCUCUUUAAGUGGAGGUUUCACACUCGCACACCCACGAGAGAAGGUUCUCAAUCUAGUUGCAAUGUCUGAAAUGUCACUAUACAUAGUCCAUAGCUCUAAACCUUUAGCAAGCGCCUUGAUUUUCUGUAAUUAUCGGCAUAUAUAUAGUAUAUAUGAAUAGGAUUAUAAUAUGUUAGGGAUCAAGUAGUGGUUUUUGUUUCUAGUAUUAACUAUGUAACAAGGAAAUUACCAGAAUAGCGAUCCUGUAUUUAUGCAUAAGAAAUUCGCAAUUAG